This is a messenger RNA of Zootermopsis nevadensis, 3403 nucleotides long. Its product is annotated as putative cytosolic Fe-S cluster assembly factor AGAP009023. The record is from RefSeq and is a predicted model, not a curated record. NCBI's taxonomy places the organism in Eukaryota, Metazoa, Arthropoda, Insecta, Blattodea, Termopsidae.
UUCUGCUCACAUGUUGGUAAUCCGUGAUCCAUAUUAUCAUGGCGUCUCGGUUUAGCAGUGUUUUGAUGCUGGCAGAUUUGGAUGAUUUUAUUACACCUUCGCAGGAAUGCAUUAAACCUGUGAAGAUUGAUAAAAUAGAGAGUAGCACUGGUGCAAAAAUCAAAAUACAAGAUGAUGGGUCCUACAUACAAAUUAAAGAGGAUGGUGAUGUACAGAAACUUGGAAAAGUGGAGAUUUCUCUGUCUGACUGCUUGGCCUGUAGUGGAUGUAUCACAUCAGCAGAGAGUGUGCUUAUUACACAGCAGAGCCAGGAAGAAAUGAUUCGUGUUUUCCGAGAGAAGAAACAGCUUUAUCAGGAUGGAAAAUCAGACUUGGCAAAAUUAAUAGUAGUAUCAUUAUCACUACAGCCUAUUUUGUCUUUGGCAGCAAGGUAUAAUCUUUCACCAGAUGAAACAGCACUUAAAUUAUCAGGCUACUUCCGGAUGCUGGGUGCUGACUUGGUAUUAGAUAUGGCAGUUGCUGAAGAUUUUGCGCUUCUUGAAAGUCAGCGGGAAUUUGUGCAACGUUAUAGAGCUGCUGAAGAAAAACAUACAUCUAAAUCAUCAUUGCCAAUGUUGGCUUCUGCCUGUCCAGGUUGGGUGUGCUAUGCUGAGAAGACUCAUGGUAAUUUAGUUCUUCCAAAUAUAUCAACUACAAAAUCACCACAACAAAUAAUGGGAUCACUUGUUAAAUAUCAUUUGGCAUCUCAGUUAUCAAGGAUACCUGACUCUGUGUAUCAUGUUACACUCAUGCCAUGUUACGACAAGAAACUGGAGGCUUCCCGUGAACAAUUCUUCAAUCAGCAAUUACAAACACGAGAUGUGGAUUGUGUCAUUACAGCAGUUGAAUUGGAGCAACUUCUGCAGUCUGAAGACCAAAGCCUAACUACGAUGGAUUCAGUACCAUUGGACUUUCCUUGGAGCAAGACACAGUCAUCUAUUCCACCCUUAGUGUCACACCAAGGGUCGGGCUCUGGAGGCUAUGCUGAGCUCAUUUUUAUUCAUGCUGCUAGGGAACUGUUUGGCUUCACUCAACUGGAAGUUCACUAUAAGUUGCUUAGGAACCCAGAUUUUCGUGAGGUAACACUGGAACAAGAUGGAAAGGUGUUGCUGAAAUUUGCUGUUGUCAAUGGUUUCCGAAAUAUCCAGAACUUGGUUCAGAAGAUGAAACGAGGAAAGAACAGUUACCAUUAUGUCGAGGUCAUGGCUUGCCCAUCAGGUUGUUUAAAUGGGGGUGCUCAAGUGCGACCGCAAGAUGCUUCUUCUUCGAAAGAACUGACAGUGAAGCUAGAGGCAAUGUAUCAGGCCUUACAAAAACAAGUACCUGAAGAAAACAGUACAGUUCAGGAGUUAUACCAUACGUGGCUAGGAGGUGCUGACAGUGAUAAGUGUUCAGCUAUGUUACAUACUAAAUAUCAAGCAGUAGAGAAAGUGGCUAACUCGCUAAAUAUCAAGUGGUGAUGCUGGGUGAAGCAGCGCCUGAGUUGCAGAGAGACUGGAUACUUACUUCAUUCGUGGUAUGCGUGUUGUAGAUAAUACUUCAGCAUUUUGCAUUCCAUGUAUUUUGACAGCUUGCUUGAAUUUCAGUACUGUUAGGCUGGACCCCGCCCCUUUUUAUGUCUGUGUAUAUGAAUAUAUUACAAACCGCUACAACUUUUGUCAGCUUUUCCUUUCCAUGCUCACUUCAGGUUUUGAGAUAGAUGGAAUUGUAAUGGCCAGUUUCACACUCUACUGGACUGCGCCUAGUAGACAUAUUGAAUGGGAUAAGGGUAUUUAUAGUGAGUGUGACUGCUUUUAAAGUAUUGUCCGUCUGACUUCAUACAGAUGUCUGAGUGGGAGCAGUACUAGUACCUUGAAGUUUGAUGAGGCAAUAAUAAAUUUUCAGAAAUGUGUAAUUUCUUUGUAGGCUUAUUUUUGUUUCAUGUAGAACUACAUAGCAGCCACACACCAUCUGUAUUUAGAUGUUUCAUGGUGAUUAGUAAUGAAUUAUAGGCACUAGACAUGCGAAAUGUUAUGUGUAGAUGAAACAUGUACCUACAUGCUUUAUUUGGAACAUUUUUGUGUGUUAAAACAAUGAACAGGGUGACUGUGUUAAACUCUUACACUAUGAUUUUAACUCACAUAAGCUUAUAAAUACAGUAGAUUCCGGUUAAUUGGGACACAUCGGAACUAGAACACUUGGCCCAAUUAUGCGAAGAGUUAAAAAGGUUUAAAACAAAAGACAAACUCCCGUUUAUUGAGAUGAUUUAUUGAGCAAAAACAAUAUUGUAAAUGAAUUCUGGAACAAAUGUUACAGAUUGGAGAAAAAUAUUUACGCUAAAAGCAAUUUCAGUUUAAUGUAUGUUUCAAACACGCCUGUGUGUAGUUCUUAACAGUUUAUGAUGUUGGAGAAAUUUGUCGAGUGUACCCUGUCGUGUUCUCUUGAUUGACUGCAACUGAACAAAAUCAGCUCAGGUAUCUAGUGCAGACACAGAACUGCCUUCAUUGCCUUCCUGCAUGAAGUAGCAUCAUAAUCCAGCAACAAAUUUCCUGGCAUCCUGGUUAGUCACUGAGUGGGUCAGCGCAAAUGCCACAUACCUAGUGAUCACAAGCACGCCAUCUAGCAGUCACUGCAAGCAGAAUCGCCGCUACACUCUCUGAAUACGCACGUGUUCAUUAAUGAGUGAAUCAGCGAUGACUCACUCAGUUUCACUCAUCCGUCCAUGCCACACACCACAAGCGCACCGUCUAGAACUCCCUGUCCUGAUUGAAUGGAAUGGUGUCCCAAAUAAGCAAAGCAAAUUCCAGUUAUUUUUUUUGAUUUGUUAUUGUUCUUUAAGAUUUUUCCCAAAUAAAUGGCUGCCGAUAACCUAAUUAACUGGAAUCUACUGUACUGAUGACAUAGCAACAUAUAUUUCACAGUAACAAAGUUCAGAAUUUUUCUUUUCUUCUCCCUUUUUAGCCCACAUUCUUAUCUAAGGAAAGUUGGGUUUAUGGCAUCAUUGUAAGUCCACAUGCAUGUGGAGUAAAACAGUAAUGCAAUGUAUAGAAUACUACAGCACUUCAUUUUGCUUGUCAGUGACAGUUCCUGACGGCUUGUAUUGUAAACCGCACUCAAUACCAGAUGUCACUCAAGUCCAUUCAUUAGUUUUGGGGAUGAAACAUGGAUAGACAUGAACCCAUGGUAUGCAUCCAUUUUAUGAAUUUUGUGAAAAUAACACAAAAAAGGUAAAGGUACACAUUCAUUUGAAUGUUCAUAAUUGUCCUUGUGUAUCCCUCCACGGCACAGUACAGAAACAGCUGCACAUUUUCCACAGCAUCAGGGCUACAGCUUUCAAACUGUGGUUACUAUAAUUUUGUGCAAAUAAACCAUCAGACCCGUGAUA